This is a messenger RNA of Arvicanthis niloticus (Nile rat), 6828 nucleotides long. It is a transcript of the gene Rp1l1, whose product is annotated as RP1 like 1. Gene Ontology annotation, cellular component: axoneme. NCBI's taxonomy places the organism in Eukaryota, Metazoa, Chordata, Mammalia, Rodentia, Muridae. Gene Ontology annotation, biological process: photoreceptor cell development; axoneme assembly; intracellular signal transduction. The record is from RefSeq and is a predicted model, not a curated record.
GCCAGUGGCUGCACAGAGAGUUCUGCAAGCCACAGUAGAUCAUCCAGAGACAUGUCCAGAGGGUCCAUCAAAAGGCCCAUCACAGCUAGUGGGAGAAGGUCAGCAUCCACCUCAGUCUGACCUUGAUUAGCUGUUCCCUGGGUUCAGAGAGCCGAGCCAUGCCCAAGUGCUCCCUGGAGGACGGUGAGUGGGUGGCUAUCUGAGAGUUGUCUGGCCCUCCACAUCAUGAACAGCACCCCAGGAGACACAAGGGAUGCUCCUGCACCAAGCCAGCCUGCACCAAGCCACCGGCAGUGUCUCCUGCCCUCUGUGGCUCACACUCCCUCCGUUACUGAGGUGACACCGGCCAAGAAGAUAACCUUCCUCAAGCGAGGAGAUCCCCAGUUUGCUGGGGUUCGCCUGGCUGUUCACCAGCGCACUUUCAAGACCUUCAGCGCCCUAAUGGAUGAGCUGUCUCAGCGCAUGCCUCUUUCCUUUGGGGUGCGUUCUGUCACCACACCCCGGGGUUUGCAUGGCCUCAGUGCCCUGGAGCAGCUGCAAGAUGGGGGCUGCUACCUCUGCUCUGAUAGGAAGCCCCCUAAAACUCCAAGAGACACAGGCCAGCUUCAACGGAAAAGCCCCUCUGCUGGGCAGUCACAGGUUUUUGAAGGUGGCGGUGAAGCCCCAGUAACAUCCUAUUCCUGGAAGGGUCCCAGGGCCCCAAGGAGGCUGACACUGGUGAAGAAUGGGGAUCCUAGAUGCCAGCAGACAGUGGUUCUCAGUCACAAGAACACCAGGAAUCUGGCAGCCUUUCUCAGCAAAGCCUCUGAGCUUCUACGCUUUCCUGUCAAACAGGUGUACACAAUCUGCGGGAAGAAGGUGGACUCUCUGCAGACACUCCUGGAUGGCCCCUCCCUGCUGGUAUGUGCUGGGAACGAGGCCUUCAAACGUCUGGAGAUGGAAAAUGAGAGAGGGAACAGGACCAGAAUGUUAUCUGGUGUGACUGCAAGGAAUGAACGUGGUUGCUGGGGACCAAACACCAAGCAGAGUGUCAUACACUCGAGGGGCAGAUCUGGCGGCAAGCUGCGGCAGUUUUCCUUGGCUUCAGAGAGGUCUGGUCUCAGUGACCAUCCAGCAUCUGGUCAUCAAGCCUGGGCAGGACCUGCUUUGGACAGGUGCCCUCAGGACACACCUGCCCCACCUGGUUCCUUGGUGGCUGCUGAUGGUGUAGAGAAGAAGGUCUGCAUGAAUGAGGAUGGCAGUCUGUCUGUGGAGAUGAAAGUCCGCUUCCAGCUUCUGGAUGAGGACACCCUGCGGUGGUCCCAGAGGGUGGGGGUGGGGCAUGCCAGUGUCUUCGCAGGAGCCAGUGGAGAGGGUCAGGACCUGAGGGAGGCUGACAGGUUCUGUUGCAGACAGGAGGGCUACCCUUGGGGCAUCUUAGAGCCUGGGGCACAGGGACUGGGUCCCUAUGAUGGAGGAUGCCAGGGAGCUUUUGAUGUGGGCCAGCAGUCACGGCCCAGCUAUGACAUAUGGAGGAAUCCCCUGACUGCCCCUGAGGGCACAAGGCCAACACCUCGAAGGAGAUGGGGUCUGGCUAAGCUCUCUAGAUGCAAGAACCACUGGAGACAGGGGGCCAGUGAUAGGAAAGGACAUGGCAAAGAUAAUUCCAGCCCAGUCUCGACUCGUAGGCAUCCUAGAAGUGUCCAGCCAGGCUCCUGCUGUCCUUGGACUCCAGAAGGUGAGACAGGCAGUGACACCUUGCAACCAGUCUCCUCAGCUUCUUCCCAAAGUGAGACUGAGCUGGAAUCUGGUGAGAGCCCCUGCUUACAGGACACAGGACCCCGUGGAUUGAGACCUGAGACCCAAAGUAUAAAAAGAGCCCUUUCUGAUACAUCAGUCAAUGUCGAGUCUUGUGGGGAGUCUAGUGAGGGUGGUGGUCAGCUCCACAGAGGCUCAAGCCAGGCAAGGGUCAUGGCUUCCCAGGGGCAAGUCACCAAAGGUGACAACCCCUAUAUUUCCACCCAGAGUCACUUACCUUUGAACCACCCGGGUCUUCAGACAGAGAAGUAUAGUGAGGGCACCAGGUGGCGGGAGGUCAGAGGUGAGCCUGUACUGAGACUGCCCCUGGUUCCGGGCCAUUCUGGUUCUCAGAACACACAGAGAGAUGCUCUCCCAGUUCCUGCCCGUGCCCCAGCCCAGCGGAGGCAAAGAAAGCAGAAGAGGCCAGCUGGUGUUGUGUGCUUGCCCAGUGUCUCUGCCCCUUACCAAGUGGCUCAGAAAGGCCAUGCCGGGCAGUGUUACCAUUGCAGGGACACUCAAUCCUCACUGGACACAGCCUUGCAAAUGCCAGUGCCUCCGGAAAGAGAACAAGCCUGCCCAGGAAGCCCAGCACAGCAAUUUCCUUCAAACUCAUCCAGUGCAGAAAACCAGGCCGAGGAUCUGAGAUCCCCAUGCUCUAGUUCUCUUGAUUUUCGGGAAACACAAGCCACCAGCAAAGCCGCCACCAUGGCUAUGAGUGACUCAGACUGUGUUUCCAGCUUUUGUCAUCCCAGCACUCACUCUGCAGAGCCAGUAGGGGACACCAAGUGCCAGGCUCACUCAUCAACUCCCUCACCUGUCCACAGAGAAGAGGUUGGUUGCCUGCGGGACACGGCAGGGACCACCCCUGAGCCUUUCUCAUCCUCUGUGCUACCGGACAGAUGGCCUGAGGCAGAAGAUCCAAGAACCUACCAAGAUCGCUUACAGGUUGCACCAUCUUCUCCCUUCACAGUCCCCAGUGGUCAGACACAGGCCUCUGUCUCUGAGGCCUGCUUAGGGGGAAGUAGUUUCUGCCCAACUCCAUCCAAGGAACAAACAUGUUCUGGAAGGGAGCCUGCAAGCAGCAGUAGAGCCAGCAGUGACCACAGUAGAGCCGAUGGCUAUGCAGGGGCCGGGAGGACUCUGCUGAGGAAGUCCCCUAGCAUCAGGGGAAGCCUUGAGGAGCGGGAAGAGGAUGGUGGAGUGACACCCAGUGCUCUGCCUUACACCUCUCCAGAUGCUGUGGUCCGUGAGUGGCUAGGCAACAUCCCAGAAAAGCCGGUAUUCAUGACAUAUGAGAUGGCAGGUGAGACCACAGAGGUGCCCAAUGAUGGCCCAGAAGGUCCCAAGGAGGACCUGGGCGAUGGCUGUUCUUUGAAAGUUCUGGGGGAACUGACUCAGGCCAGACAGCAGCCCCCAGAAGAGGUUACUGAUGAGCACCCAGAGCCAGCAGAAGUCCUCUCAGGACCUGGUUCUGUGUGCUCCAAAAUGGGAGGUGAUCUGCAUCCAGACGCAACACCAGGUGAAAGACUCAAGGCUCCUGCAGAAUCUGGAAUAGGAGAAGGGACCAUAGCGGACCAUGGUGUGAGCCUAUGUGCACUCCCCACCAGGAUCUCAACCUCUACACAGAUCAUGAAGGCCUUGCUAGGCUCCAAGCCAGGCCGGCCCAGCAGUCUACCAGAGGUCUCUAGCACAGUAGCCCAGAGGCUCAGCAGCUCUGCUGAGGCCCUUAUUGCCUGCCUUGCCAAGCUCCAUUUCUUUGAUGAGGGUCUGGGGCCCCUGGAUGGCAAAGUGAGGCUUGAAGAGUCCCCUAAGUACCAGGAGAUGCUGAGUAUCUCCCAGACCCUGUGGCCUGGGAGUGAGCUUGGGCAAGGCCAGCUGGACUUUGGCCUCAGAGGACUCACUUCACACCAGGCUCUGUUGGGGACUGAGGACUUCACACCCAGCUCCUCUUCUGGUGUGGAUGUGAGUAGUGGCUCUGGAGGCUCAGGUGAGAGCAGUGUGCCCUGUGUCACGGAAAAUACCCUGGCUCCCGAGAAGAUAGAUUUGCCCUUGAAAAUCCCCUCUCAAAGACCUGAUUCCAGGAGCCAGGAGUACACAGAGCUAGAGACUCAUUCCACAGUCUCAUCUGGCUCUCAGGUAAGGGCUUGUGCCACCAGUGGGGAGGAGGCAGGUAAAGGAGGCAGGAAGCAGACGUGGGGCAGUGCCCCAGAAGAAUCGGUCGAAAGCACGAUGCUGGAAGGGAAUGCACAGUCAGAAGAAACAGAAGCGAGAGUAAGAGAAAGGCUACAGGAAAACAGUGUCCAUGGAAAAGAGCUUCCAGAAGAAGGGGCUAGGGUCUGCAGUCAGGAAAUGCUUGCAGCUGGCUCUCAGGAUGGGGCAGGGUCGCCAGAAGACACCAGAGUGCCAAAAGAUGACGCAGGAACUGAUGCGGCCUCUGGAGAACUGGGACCCCUAGAUGGGAGAGAGGAACACACAGAGUCCCCUCAGCAUUUCAAUGAGGGCAACUCAAGGGUUAGUGAGCAUCAAGGUGCUCGCAUACUGGAGCUUGGAUUGGAAGAGAUGCCCAGAGUGGGCGCAAGGGGCUGCAAGCAAGCCUGCAUCAAGGCCAGCUCAGGAACCAGGGAGACAAACACAUCCAUGGCCCACAAGGGAUCUCUGGACCCUGACCCAAUCUGGGUGUUCAAGUUGCUGAAGAAGAUAGAGAAAGCCUUCAUGGCUCACCUGGCUGAUGCCACAGCUGAACUCCGAGCCCGAUGGAACCUUCAUGACAACAACCUGCUGGACCAGAUGGUGACGGAGCUGGAGCAGGAUGUGGGCCAACGGUUGCAGGCAAGCACUGUCAGGGAAAUCAGAAAGAUCCAGAGCCGGGCAGGGAAGACGGUUCCAGAACCACCCCGGGAAGCCCUCAGAGGCCAGACGUCUUUACAGACAGAGCAGCGCAGGCGUCGCCUUCAGGGCUUGCGCAACCUCUCAGCCCUCCCUGGCCAGGGUGCCCUCUCCCUCACCCUGGAGGAUGGGCCCACAGCCUUAGGAAUCAGGUCAGAUUCAGGGCCUGUGGAGGAUGAGUUCUGUCCCUGUGAAAUCUGUCUGAAGAAGAAGAGGACCCCUAGAUUCCCAAAGGAUGCCACAACAGUCUCUGGUGCUCCGGUCAGAAAAGCCUUUGACCUACAGCAAAUUCUACAGAGCAAGAAAGGAGGAAGCAGUAGUAGAGAGGCCAUAGAGGUGGCCCCUCAGAAGACAGGGAUGAUGUUGUCUCAGGAGGACCCCAGAACUGACCAGGGAGCUGAUGAGAAGCAAGGGCUGAGGUUGGCACAAGGGCUUGGGGUAACUGAGGGAGAGGAGGGGGAAGGGGAACAGAGGCUGAAAGCAGAGCAGGGUACUGAGAUUUUGAAAACAGAAGGAUCUGGUUGCCAUGUACUAGAAGAGGACACAGCCACUGAGGAAGAUGGGAAAAUCUGCAUUGGCACUGUCCAAGAAAGCCAACAGCUAGAGGGAACUGAGAUCAGGAAGGAGGAAACCCUGCACCAGAGUCUUAGAGAUGAAGGCAAUUCAGAGGCUCCAGCAGGAGAGGGUGCCCACUCUAUGGAGAUUCAGGAAGCUUCUACAGACAGACAGACGGAGGUAGAAAGCAAAAGUCAAGAUGUAAAGAAAGACAGCCCUUGGGUAAGCUCAGGAGAGAGCCAGGAAAGGGUGGGAUCUGACAACACCAGCCUAGACCAAGAGGGGAGGCUCCCGAACCACUAUCAAAGGCCAGUCCCCCAGAGCCACUACACAGAAUGCUCCUCCAGGGCAUCGUCUCUGGACAACUGCUCACAGGUGUCUCAGAAGGGCUCAGAUGGAGACUUUCUAAGAGACCUCAAGCGCACCAAAGCCAAGAACAGCAGGAUCUUACAUGCAGAGAGGAAAGUCCCCAUAAUGUAUCCAGAAAGUUCUUCUGAGCAAGAAGAAGCCCCCUCCAGCCCACAGCCUCCAAAGCAGGGGAAAGGGGAAGAUGAGCAAUCAGCUGGAAGCGUGGCUCAUACCCAGGUUGGGGAUAGGGUAGAUGGCUUUGGCCAGGACGACUUAGAUUUCUAGACAUCAAACAAUAGGAUGGUAAUGAAGCUGAGAGAUACCUCCGUAAAUAUAUUGUCCAUACACCCUAGAGAGGCUCAGAUCACUGGGGAUAUACAAGGAACAGGGACAAAAACCAAAGAAUUGCUGCUCGCCCUGGAGCUGCUGGCCUAGCAUCCUAGCCACUCAGGAGGUUAAGGAGGGAGGAUAGAAAGUUCUAGACCUGCCCCCAGGCUAUAGAGCAAGUUCAAACGGUAGCUUGGACAACUUAGUGAGACAGUGUUUCUUCGGGCUCUGGGAAUAUAGCUCAGGGGCAGAAUGUUGCCUAGAUUGUGUGUGACUCUGGGUUCAACCUUGACAGUAACAAGGAUGAAAAGAACCAUGCUGUCCGUGGAAUCUAAAAUUCAAGGCGCCCCCCCACUCCCCCCCCCCCCCGCGCUCAGUGUAAAACGUUAGCUGUGAGCCUGCCAAAUUAUCAGAGGUUAGCCAGUUCAUCUGUCUACACUGCCCAAGAGGAUAAAAGAAUCUGGAAAGAUGCCUUGGGGUUUCUCUGUGUGUUGGCUUCUUUGUGAGCAAGUAGCUCUCUCUCCUUAUUGAUCCCCUGUUACUUUCCCCUUGGCCUCUCUGGGAACACUCACCUUUUUUGACUUUGAGGUACUUUUUUGCUGGUUUGUAAUAUAUGUGGUGACUCUGCAGAUGUGUGUACUUGGAAAAAGCAGAUAAAUUUGGGGUCAUUGGAUAAGGUUUGUUCUCAGCCCCAAUGUCCUAGGUUCUGCACACCCCCAACACACCCACCACACACAGAAUUCAUACUAUUUGUAAAGGGAAAAGGGAAGAGCUGGAAGGAAAGUCAUCUCCCAUAGACCAGGCGCCAGAGACAGCUUUGUGAAGUGAUUGGAUGCAAUGCUCUCCAUCAUUAUCUGGAUGUUUCAUAGAGAUUUUUGUAUAUAAUUUACAUACUGAUUUCACAAAUGCUUAAAUAUAUAUUCAUUUAUCUAA